Molecule: messenger RNA, 1820 nt
Organism: Hibiscus syriacus
Lineage: Eukaryota; Viridiplantae; Streptophyta; Magnoliopsida; Malvales; Malvaceae
Product: ethylene-responsive transcription factor ERF054-like
Exons: 1
Coding region: 504-1817 (437 amino acids)
Biological process (GO): regulation of DNA-templated transcription
Molecular function (GO): DNA-binding transcription factor activity; DNA binding
Source: RefSeq, a predicted model, not a curated record
CUCUAAAAAAAACAGAGCCUCCCCCUUUUAUUUUCCUUCUCUUUUACAAUUUUCCCUUUAAAUUCAUAGCUUUCUCCCACUCCCCACUCCGAAAUCUAUCGAAUUCACUUCAAAAAGCAACGAAAUCCAACGCCUUUCAGCACUCGUUUAGGCUUUGCUCGUUGCAAAUCGAAGCGAAAAAAAUAAAAGAGCUCGCUCUCUCUGUUUUUUUUAAUUUCAAAGCCCAAGUUUUUGGGAUGGGGUCAAUGAUCAUGAAUUUUCAUCUGAUUCUUUUCAAUAUAUUCCAUUCGGUUAGCUAUUGAAUUCGUUUCCCAGAUUCUGAAUUUGGGUCUCUCUGUUUUUUUUAAUCUUCUGAGUUCUGACCACAUUUGAAUUUGGGAUACCUUUCAUUUUGAACCUUUCCAUCUAUUGUUAUUUUUAUUAUUUCGGCUUUGGGUUUUUGUUGAAGUUUUUGAAUUAGAGAGAGCGAGCGAUUCUCCAGUGGUUUAUUGAAGUAUUUAUCAAUGGCUGCUGCAAAUUAUAGUGGCGAAUCCAAGAAGGGUAUUAGUGAUGGAACAGAGAAGAUGGGUAGCGGGCAAGAUUGGCAGAUUGAUAAGGGGAACGAGCUUGAUUUUGGGUUCGAAAAACGGCAAUGGAAGCCAGUUUUUGGUGAAGCUUCCAUGUCACAAAGGCCUCACAAGAAGAUUCGCAGUCCUCAACGACGUCAGGAACCUGUUCGAUCAUUUGCUUCAAUGGCGGACCAAUCGUCUUCUAGUUCACCUUCUCUAACGCUUUCUUUACCUUCGCCUUCUUCUUCUUCGACGAAUGCUUCUUUGGCAUCUUCGAAACUGGUUUUCCCUUUCGCUUUCGAUGCAUCCCAGCAGCCGGUUUACUUACCUCAGCCAAUGCCCCGCCCGUCGCUGCAAAAUCAGCAACAGAUUAUCUCGUUUAGUCCUCAGCAGCAGCAGCAACAUGGGUUCGUUUAUCGACCGUUUUUUGCCGGAGAAUCGUCACCGGUACCGCCUCCGCAGUUGCUGCCGCAGCAGCAGCAGCUUCUUCAAUAUUGGAGUGAUACAUUGAGUCCAAGAAGGAGGAUGACGAUGAUGAGCCGCUUGGGACAAGACUCUCAACAAUUGUAUAGGCCGCCAUUGCAGCCUAUAAACACAACAAAGCUUUACCGUGGCGUAAGGCAGAGGCAUUGGGGCAAAUGGGUAGCUGAAAUCCGUCUUCCUCGAAACCGAACUCGCCUUUGGCUAGGCACGUUCGACACUGCGGAAGACGCCGCAUUAGCCUACGAUCAUGAGGCGUUCAAGUUGAGAGGAGAGAAUGCAAGGCUCAAUUUCCCUGAGCUUUUCCUUAACAAAGAUAAAGAUAAUUCACCCGGGCCAAGUUCAGCAGUUUCCUUGAACCAGAAUCUCCCACAACAAGAACCGAAAGGGCCUAAUUCUCCGUCAGCCGAAGUCGAAAUGGUGCCACCACCGGCUCAGUCUCAAGUCGAUAACCCCAACAGUGAUUCGGGGCUCAGAUCCAGAGAGGCUACAGCCAGUGACGAUGUACAGAUGGCAGCCGAGGGCUCGGGUUCGGGCGAAGGCGGUGGUUCGGGUCCUCAGGAACUAGUGUGGGGAGAUAUGUCGAUGGCCGAAGCUUGGUUCAGUGCAAUCCCAGCAGGCUGGGGUCCAGGGAGUCCAGUCUGGGAUGAUUUAGACACCACAAACAAUCUCAUUUUGCCUCCAAAUCUCUCUUUCCACAGCCAAAAUCAACAACAAGAAUUUGGUGACACUUCUUCUUCCACUUCUUGUCCAAUGAAACCCUUCUUUUGGAAAGAUCAAGAUUCUUAAAAA